UAAACUGUAACACGAUUAAACAUGGAGAACCUUUUUUCUCGCUCAAAACCAAUAGCUCUUUUUAUUGGAAUGAAAAGAAUUUAGUGCCCCAUAUAUGGGAACGGGAUGAAAUCACAGCGCCGUUUCACACCGUGGAGGGAAAAAAGUUACGAGCUGAAUGUUUGAGCUGUUUCUUCGCCAGACCGAGGAGCACGUGUGUCUGGGAUUAUAAAACCGGUAAAAUAGUCAAGUUUAUUUAUUUAGUGUUUGUGAAAGAAAACGUGUAUAAAAUGACGGAUUACAGUUUGACACGUGUGAUGGACGUCCUGAGGGGUUUGUACGGGCACGUGCAGACGUUAGAGGAGUUUAGUGACGGUGUAAAGUUCAGUAAUGGACAGAAACCUGUUUUAGUGCAAGAGUGUGAUUCUGUUAGGUAUAAAGUACUGACCCGGGGUCUGAUAGUGUGUGUGGGGUCUCCUGUUACACACUGUCCCAGCUCUGCACAGCUGGGCUCUCUGCCUGAGGUGCUAGCAUUUGUCUUGAACCGCAUGAAGAUGAAGAAGAAGAGAAACGUUCUAAGUUUCGGUUACCGCUUCAGCACCGGUCGGACCGACUCGGACCCUUUCAAGUUCCACGGCUCCAUUUCUCAAAGCGCUGCGUUCAUCUGUGGUAGUGAAGCCUGGGCAAAAAUCAAUCAACGGCUGGGCACUGACCUCACCCAGUACCUGCUGACUCACUGUGCCAUCUUUACCACAGCACCCCCUACCUGCCUGGUGCAGCUCUGUGGUGUUCCUGUGUACGAUUUAGUACCUGUACACAACUGGUCUGGGUUCUUCCUCAACUCCUGUAACAAAACUGACACCUUGAACAGGAACCGACAGAUUGGCAUAAAAAAACGGACUGGUCCGAGGAAAGGAGAGAAAAGCAAAUGGAAACGUCAGGUGAAUGCUAAAAACACUAAAAAGGGAAGGAGAGAAGAAGGAAAAAAAGAAGAGGAGAGUAACACUGCAAAGAAAAGACGUAUUGAGAUCAUAAAGCAAGAUAGUGAUGUGGAAAGGUCCUGUAUCAGCAGAAGUGUUUGUCUUGGCCAAUCAGAGACACCUGAUGUUAGCCCUGCUCCCAAACAUGGCCUCUUCAGUUGGAAGCCGUGUGACCAACCCCCACCUCGCCCAUCUCACUGUUUCAUAAGUGUAUUGAACAUGCUCUACGGUGGCCGCGGCAUGAAGGGCUUUCCACUGAACAGGAAGUUGCGGGGCCAAGUGGGUGGAGGCAGAAGGAUCCAAGGGGCAGAUGUAGUAAGGAUGGUAUUUCGUCUCAAGGACAAGGCCAAGCUGUCAGGGUCAUCAUCAAAAAAACAAAAGCUACCUAAGCGUUUUUUUGCCAUGGUCCCGAUCUUCACUUUGCUAUUGCGGCGUCACAGGAAGUGCCAUUACGUUCACUUCCUGUCUCAGAAGUGUGCAACUAGUGAAGGCAAAGGGGACAUGGCGUCUCUUUUGUCUUCUCAUUGCUCACCCUACAGAGUGUAUCUGUUCGUGAGGGCGUGUGUGCUCUUUGUUAUUCCAGAUGAACUCUGGGGUUCUCGGCACAACAUGCUGCACUUCCUGUCCAGAGUGAAGCACUUCCUGCGACUGGGGAAGUUUGAAAAACUGUCAUUGGCUCAGAUCAUGUGGAAGAUCAGAGUGAGUGACUGCCGUUGGCUGGGGCAUAAAAAAAGUCAGUGCCCGAGUGAGCAUCGUUACAGGGAGUGGAUUUUUGGACAGUUUCUGCUCUGGGUGCUGAAGGACUUUGUGAUCGGUCUUGUUAAGUCUUUAUUUUACAUCACAGAGAGCGUUGGCAAUAAGCAUGUGCUGAGAUUCUACAGAAGACACAUCUGGACCACACUACAGGACCAGGCCUUCAGGGAGCAUCUCAUUAAAGGCCAAUGGGAAGAGCUGAGUCCUGCAGAAGUAGCAUCACUACCCAAGAACUCUGUAACAUCCUGCAUUAGAUUUAUCCCAAAAUCUAAUGGUAUGCGUCCAAUCACACGCUUAAUCAGAACUGCAGCAGCGAUGCAGUUCCAGAGUUCAGUACGCGAUCUUCACAACGUGUUGAGUGUGUGUGUUCGAGAGCGGCCGACUCUGCUCGGCUCGACCGUCUGGGGACGACAGGAUAUUCACCGAGUGCUGAGAUCCAUCACACACACACACACUCCACUGUACUUUGUUAAGGUGGACAUCAGUGGGGCGUACGAUAGUCUCCCCCACUCAAAGCUGUUAGAGGUGGUGCAAGAUGUUCUCAAGCCGAUGGAGGAGAACCGAUUCUCUCUGAGACACUAUGCUAAAGUGUGUACUAACUCAGAACAGGAGAUCAAGAAACACUUCUGUACCAGGGUUGAAGCUUGUGAAUCGUUGAACAUGAAGGGUUUUGUAAUAGAGGAGCAGAAGAACGGAAAGCUCCGUGAUGCCAUUUUAGUGGAGAAGAACCAGGGAACCGGUACACUGCCUGCUUGUCUAAAGCUCUCUGUGGAGGUUAUGGGCUCAGAUGUGUUUCGGUUCUUCAAGCAUAUGCUGAGAAACUACAUCAUCCAGUAUGACAAGAAGCUGUUCCGGCAGGUGUGUGGUGUUCCUCAGGGUUCGGCUGUCUCCACCAUGCUGUGUAAUUUGUGUUAUGGCCACAUGGAGAACUGCAUGCUGAAGAACGUCAGAGAGAAAGGAGGGUAUUUAAUACGGUUGGUGGAUGAUUUCCUCCUGAUCACUCCCAGACUGAGUAAAGCAGUGGACUUCCUCAGGACAUUAAUGGCAGGUGUUCCAGAGUACGGCUGUGUGAUUAACCCCCAGAAGGUGGCAGUAAAUUUCCCGGUGAGAGACGAGCUGAAGUGUGAGAAGAUGACGGUUUUCCCAGCACACUGCUUGUUCCCAUGGUGUGGGCUGCUGGUGGACACCCACUCGCUCCACGUCUACAAUGAUUACUCUGGUUAUGCUGGCCAAUCACUGCGCUACAGCCUGACGUUAGGCUCCGCCCACUCACCUGCUGUGUUUAUGCGGAAGAAGCUGCUGAUGAUCCUCAGGCUGAAAUGUGACAGUGUUCUUCUGGACCUUCAGUUAAACUCCAUUGAAGCAGUGUACAAAAACAUCUACAAGAUUCUACUGAUGCAGGCCAUGAGAUUUCAUGUGUGUGUGAAGAGCUUGCCGUUAGGACAGGGUGUGUGGACAAACCCAAUUUUUUUUCUGAAGAUGAUCUGGAGUAUGGUGAAGAUUACCAACAAGAGCAUGACACACAGCAACUCAGGAGUGCGUGUUGACGGUGUGAUGCAGUGUGAAGCCGUACAGUUGUUGUGUUGUUUGGCGUUUGACGUGAUCCUGACGCCUCAUCGCUCUUUGUACCGCUGCCUCCUCCCUCACAUCAACAAAAGGAGGAGGAGUCUAAUGAGCACGCUCCGUGGCAUCAGACUCGCACGAGUUCUCCAGGCUGCCACUCCCAGAAUUCCUUCUGACUUCACCACCAUCCGCUGCUGAACCCUCCAAACUCCCCACCAUCCGCUGCUGAACCCUCCACACUCACCACCAUCCGCCGCUGAACCCUCCAAACUCCCCACCAUCCGCCGCUGAACCCUCCACACUCACCACCAUCCGCUUCAGAACCCUCCACACUCACCACCAGGAGCCAUAUCGAAAUAAAUCACUACAUGUAUAAAUCACAUGUAACUAGGAUUUAUACCAUUUUAAAUACCAUCAUCCUUUGUUCUCAUCGAAGGUGUGACUGUUUACAGAAAUAAAAGAGUUUGUUUAUA
Tachysurus fulvidraco (yellow catfish) is the source of this 3748-nucleotide messenger RNA. RefSeq names its product telomerase reverse transcriptase (gene tert). The record is from RefSeq and is a predicted model, not a curated record. The transcript has 17 exons. Gene Ontology annotation, molecular function: telomerase RNA binding; telomeric repeat DNA binding. Gene Ontology annotation, biological process: telomere maintenance via telomerase. Gene Ontology annotation, cellular component: telomerase catalytic core complex. The coding region runs from base 270 to 3473 and encodes 1067 amino acids. NCBI's taxonomy places the organism in Eukaryota, Metazoa, Chordata, Actinopteri, Siluriformes, Bagridae.